GCUUACUUCAUCAGUGGUAACGAAUGCAAAUGCCCGUGUGUUUCUGCUGUCCUUCUAGGGGCGGUCAUUGCUGGGAUUGUACCCCCUUUGUUAAAAUAACCACAUAAUUCACCUCUAACCGGGUAAAAUACGGAACGGCACCUUUUCUAAAUUACCAUUGUAGGCACACUACGAUAAUAAUGAAUAACACGGGGCGGCAUUGCGAUAAUUUGUAGGAUUUCUUCUCAUAAUUUACUGCGCUCGAAUAAUAUUUAUCGUACCUAUUAACGUAAAGAUUUGCGGUACUUCUUUUCGUAUGCUAGGCUGUCAGAAGAUUGGCCAUUAUUCAGCAGACGUGGCGUUGUGAUGCACAAUUCGUUUGAUAAUUCAGCGAACGUAGAAACGAACGGCUUGGCUAAGCAUGCUUGAUCGGUUAUGUUUAGAAAUGACAGAAAAUGAUGCGUUCGUUUUGCUUGAUCACACAAUGCUCUGUUUGUAACAGGCACCAGUGAGUAUACGAACAGUUUUUCUACAAAUUUUUGGGUGGAUUAGGAAAUAAAACAAUUAGUCAUCCAUAAAGGCACCUUGAAUGGAAGUGGGCGGUAAUAUACGGAAUACUAUCACGCAAUAAAACGAAUUUACAACGUUUUGGACACCAAAAAUACCAAUUGAACGUAACAAACAUCGGAGUUAUAACAUUUCACACGUUGACAAUUAAAACGGCGUAUUGUAAAUUUGCUUAUAAAGGCUGCUAAAGAAGAAUAGUAGAUGUAUUACACGGGUUGUACGUUCCUAUUCAUGGCACUAAGUGUUGCGGGUAAUAUGGAGGUGGGAAAAGACACGGGCGAGGAACUAGUGAAGAAGGGGGAGACUAUAGUGGGAAGCAUGGAUACGGGUUUUAGGGUUGCUAGGGUUGUUGGCAAAGGUGACAGAGCCUGGGAAGAUGCGAAAAAGAAUGCGAUGAAGAAGAGUGAGCUGAGGGAUGAUGGGGAAGAGAAUGCGAUGAAAAAGAGUGAGCUGAGGGAUGAUGCGAAAAAGGAUGCGAUGAAAAAGAGUGAGCUGAGGGAUGAUGCGAAAAAGAAUGCGAUGAAAAAGAGUGAGCUGAGGGAUGAUGGGGAAGAGGCGAAGAAUACGGUGAGGGACAAAGCCGGUGAUGAAAAAGAAGAGAGUAAUGGUAAAAGAAAAAAGAAUGAAGAUGAUGUGAUGAACACUAACACUGCCUUAACGAGAAAAAAGAAUGAAAAUUCUGAGGAGGAAGAUAACAGCACCAAGAGCAAAAUUAAAUUGAAGGAAGAAAACGAAAAUAGCAAGGGGGAGAUGGAAAGUGAAAUUAACAACAACCUAACGAGCAAAAAGACCAAAAAGAAUGUUUCAAAGAACAAAGAUAAUAAUAUUACAGGUAACGGUGACAAAAGUGUCGAUGCUAGUGGUAAAAACGAUAAUACUGUUAACUUUGUCGAUGCUGGUACUGUUGUUGGUAAAGGUAACGAUGAUCGGAUUGCUGAGGAUGUAAUUUACAGGCAAGCAGAAAAUGCUAACGAAUACAUUGCUGGUAAACACAAGAGCACGAAAAAAGGUAAAAACAUGAUCAUGAACGAUGAAGAUAGCAGUUAAAACUAGGGAAAAAAAGCUGCAGUACCAAUGAAGAGAACUGCGGAAAAAUACCAAAGAUGUUUUUGGUAGCGCUAAGUAAAACCACUCA
Vavraia culicis subsp. floridensis is the source of this 1681-nucleotide messenger RNA. RefSeq lists its product as uncharacterized. The record is from RefSeq and is a predicted model, not a curated record. Bases 748 to 1593 code for a protein of 281 amino acids. Lineage: Eukaryota; Fungi; Microsporidia; Pleistophoridae. The transcript has a single exon.